Messenger RNA from Mercenaria mercenaria, 3614 nucleotides. RefSeq lists its product as uncharacterized. The record is from RefSeq and is a predicted model, not a curated record. Gene Ontology annotation, molecular function: ubiquitin protein ligase activity. Gene Ontology annotation, biological process: proteasome-mediated ubiquitin-dependent protein catabolic process; protein polyubiquitination. Lineage: Eukaryota; Metazoa; Mollusca; Bivalvia; Venerida; Veneridae. The coding region runs from base 342 to 1751 and encodes 469 amino acids. The transcript is spliced from 2 exons.
UAGCGAUACCAUUUUACUACAAAUCAAGUAGGUCGAUUAAAAAAGGAAGUAAAUAUACAGUUUCAAAAUGCGUCCGGUGGGAGUGAAGACACAUCGGAUGAGAUUUUCAAUUUUAAAUGUUCACCUUGUCUGGCUAAUAAUCGGAAUAAAGAAGCUGUGAAAUAUUGCGUGGAAUGUCAAGGAUAUUAUUGUCAGUCUUGUGCUGAUAUAACUCAUAUGAUUCCUGGUUUAAAAGGUCACACGCUUUUGGAUAACUCAAACUAUAAGUCUCCAGGCCUCCAAGCAGGAUUACCAGCAGUACGACGGAAAGAUGUUGCAUUCAUGAGACAAAGAUCGUGGACAUGUACUGUGGUAAUCAUGAUGAGGUUGGUUGUACAACAUGCAUGGCUUUAAACCACAGGUCUUGUGCUGAUGUGCAAUCCAUUCCAGAUAUUGUCAGCAGUAAAUUUCAAACGACAGAUGUUGAUAAAAUACACCAAAAGUUGCAAGACUUGAAAAUGAUGAUGGCGAAAACUAUGAACAUUAGACAAAGACUGAUAGAAGACUUAAAGAAGUCUAAGACGGAAGCAGUAAUGGCGAUAAAGGACUUUCGAAAAGAAAUGGAAACAAUUCUUGAACAACUAGAAAAAGAAUCGAUUAAAGAAUUGGAGAUGAAGUUUAUAGAAGUAGAAUCCAAAUUGCUGGAAGAGAGGAAGAAAGCAGAAACGGAAUCAGAACGUCUGAAACAAGCAGUUAACGACUUGAAGAAAUCAGAAGGAAACAAAGCGCAACAAUUUGUCUCGAUGAAAAUGUCCUUGAAAAAAAUUGCAAAAAUGGAAGACGUAUCUCGUUCAUUGCAAACAAGUGUUGAUGCAAAUAUAUCAUUUAGCUUUGAUCCUGCUAUACUGGGAUUUCUACAGCAGUUGAAAUCUUUUGGAUCGGUCCAACAUGAUUCUGCAAGAUCGCCAAGGACAACCGUCUAUUCUGUUAAAGAAAUCGAGAAUUUAAACAUCAGAGUCCAGAAUGACAAAUACACAUGUCGUGUGUUUGGAUCCUGUCUUACAGUGGAUGGAUCACUACUGUUAGCAGAUCAUAACAAUAAUAAGAUUAAACGUGCAGAUAUUGUAAAAAUGUCAGUGACAGAUUAUUGUUCUGUUCCUGCUGGACCUUAUGGCGUUUGGUGUACAAGUAAAAAUGAAGCUGCAGUCUGCUUUCACAAUACCAUAAUUCAGUUUGUCUCCAUCGGCAAGCAGAUGACAACCACUCGUCAGAUAAAACUGAACCAUUGUUGCCAUGGCAUUGCUUAUAAGGAUGAUAAGCUAUACAUUACUGACAACGGGGGAUCGUUAUACAUACACGAUAUGACAGGCAACAUAUUACAGACGGUAACUCAAGACAACGCCGGGCAAAACCUGUUCUCAAACAGUCGAACUGUUGCUUUCAGUGAUGUUGAUGAUAAAGUGUUUGUUGCCAGCUGGGAUAAAGGUCUAGUAAUUAUCAAUGGACAAGGAAAACACUGUCAAACCUUCACUGAUUCAGAAUUAAAAGCAGCGUCUGGAGUUUGUACAGAUCAUAGAGGAAAUGUGCUUAUCACCGGAUACAGUUCAAAUAACGUGAUACAGAUAGGGAGAGAUGGAAAGAAAAUGGGUGUGGUCACGAACUCAUCACAUGGACUGAAGCGUCCAUUAUCCCUUUGUUUUGACACACAACACAGCAAACUAACUAUUACCCUAGAAAACAGUGAUGUGGUAAAAAUAAUUCUACUGCAAUGAAAAAGAAUGUUAAUCAAUUUUGUUACAGUUAGAUGUGUUUGAUGUUUUUUGCACGCUGUUCCUUUCUGUGUAUUUGAUGGAUUAAUGCUUCAGAUUUAUUUAAUGUUGAAACUAAAUUAAAACCCAAAGGGGUUUCCCUUACAUCAAGUACUGUCUGAUGUUUGAGGAUGAUAAACCAAUACGAAAUAACUAUGUGUAGAAAACUUACUGACAUUUAUUAAGAUUAUAUUUGUCGUAACGCGAUAUAAGACUCAACUUUUCAAUAAUUUCAGAAUGUGUCAUAUGUGUACCACCGACAAUAGCAGUUUUCACUGUGUAUCUCCUUACUAGAAGGGAGAUUUCGGUUUUAUUUGCGAUGAUGAUAAUUAAAAGGACUAGAUCAAAGAUUUAUUUCUUUAACUUUGCUUUACUUUACUCACUCAGUUAACUGAACGAAACUAUUUCACUGAAAAAAUGCAUGUAAAAGUUUGUUGCCUGCAAAACAUAAAUAUCAAAGCUUUUACCGUCAAUGUCUAAUAAUCUGACUAUGUCAGGGUUAAGAUGAGUGAAUAAUUGUUUAUAACUUGAUCGGGUAUAGAUCGUCAGCAAAAUCAGCAGUAUGAAACUUUACGGGAUCUAAUGUAAAUCUGAAGUAAUUUAAACCAAAUUGUUUAGCUUACUGAAUCGACAUUGUUAUCAUUGACCAAUCAAAUUCGUUGCAUUAAUUUCGUAAAGCACUCAUUAUUUUGCAAAGUAAAAUGGAUUUUAUUUCUAUGUCUGUCUAUAGCUAUGGGUAAGCAAGUGGGGCGGGAAGGGAUGGGGGUGGGGGUGGGGCGUCUUUCAUUGGUAUCCAAGUUUUCCCUAGAAACUUGUUGUACUUGAAAAUUCUCUCUUUCUUCGUUGAACUUAUAGUGGCAUUUUCUUUUUCUGUAUACUCAUUUGAAUAGCCUUUUACCUUUACUUACAUUAUUUUGACCAAAAGUUCGGGGUACGGGCAAAGCAUAUGUUGAUGGCGCCUACAGUGAACGUUGGGGAUGUGGCUCCCGCCCCAAUUACCUGUCUGCUCAAAGCCUAUAGACGAGAAGGAAUAGAGUUUAAUUUGACAUUUGAAUAAUGGAUUAUUCCGACCAACAGUUGUCAGGCAGCAGUUGUUUUGAUAAAGUUAAGCAAACCAAAGAAGUCAAAUAUGUGAGCAUGACACAACACAAUUUGUCGCAGUUUAAUAAAAAAAAUAGUGUCAGAUCAAGUGUAUUGUUUUCGAAAUUUAUGUCGCUGAACUAUCUCGCAUUGCAGGAUUUUAACUUCUACUAAAAUUAUGAACAUGGACCAUGGCUUCUUACCACACGUUAUUAUCUAUGCGUUUAAUUGGAAUGCGGUGAACCUUUAAAAGGCAAAUUACUUAAAUAAACAUGACUGUAAAUAAAAAUUGAACACAAAAAGGUUUUCAGUUAGUCCGAACAAAUGCAAAGUUAUUCUCAGCGUAAGUCACACAUUAUAGAAUUGAUUAAACUUUGAAGGAAGUUAGUUUUACUGUAUAUAAUAAUCAUAAAAUAUAUAUAUUAUUGAUAAUGGUUUAUAUUUUUCUUGAUAUCGUCUUAUUCAAUUUGAUAACUUUUAAAAGAUUUUGAUAUUAUUAUGUACAUAAAUUUAGAGGCACGCCUUAAAGGGACUAACCCGCACAUUUUAUGUGAAAAGUUAUUUCUCUAAAAACUUCAUAAGAAGAGAGUACUCAGAAAGUGACGAGUGUUACAAACAUGUAAUGUUUGCAAGAUAUUUUUUAUACAUAACCAAACUGUUGUGAAGAAGGUAGUCACCCAUUGCAACGCUUUUGAAAUAAUGAAGAAAAUUUACAUUCUUUUUGCAUUUUUACCUAUAUUUAACUUU